AUGGACGACAAGAGAUUCGUGUACAACCUCAUGGUGUGCUCUAAGAACCACAACAACAUACCAAUCGAGGAGUUCGUGUUAGUCUCGCCGGCGCCAGUCGACACUGCAGCUAAACUGUCUAAUAUUUACAUUAUCCUAUCCACUAAGGAAAAGGAGCGUGCCAAAGACCUUAUAGCGGCAGGAAAACAGUGCGAAGCGAUGGCCACCGAGCUACUGGCACUCGCGGCCGGAGCCGAGUCUGCCGGACAUAUCCUCACCGCCACCGACAAUAGGAAUAUAGAAUUCCUCGACGUUUUAAUAGAAAACGAACAAAAGGAGGUUAUAGCCCACACAGUCGUCCAGAGAUAUCUGCAGGAACUCUGGAGAGGGAGCCUCAAAUGGACCGGCAUCAAAAUUAUGUUCCUUUUUUUCGCGUUCAUAGUAUGUCCACCCGUGUGGAUGGUAUUCUCUCUUCCAUUAGGCCAUAGAUACAAUAAGAUACCUAUAAUUAAGUUCAUGUCGUAUUUAACGUCACACAUUUACCUGAUGGUAUUGUUAGCCUUAGUAGCGAUUACGCCUAUUUAUAAUUCGAUAUUUAGGGACAGUUUAAUUCCAAGGUGGUAUGAAUGGAUGCUGCUCAUUUGUCUGAGCGGUCUCCUACUUUUUGAGCUCACCAACCCCAGUGACAAAUCUGGUUUAGGGUGGAUCAAAAUAGCAGUAUUAUUAUGCGGCAUGAUCGGCGUGGCUACACACGUCGUCGGCUGGAUAUUCGUAUUACCUAAGUAUUGGCCAACGCUUAUGUAUUGUAGGAAUCAAUGUUUUGCGUUAUCAUUUCUAUUAGCGUGCGUUCAAUAUUAGAUUUCUUAUCUUUCCACCACCUAUUCGGUCCGUGGGCUAUUAUUAUCGGAGAUCUGAUGAAAGAUCUCGGAAGGUUCCUCGCUGUAUUAGCGAUAUUUGUGUUCGGCUUCUCGAUGCACAUAGUGCAUUGAACCAGCCAUUCAGGAAUAUUAUAAAGGCUGAAGACAAUAAGUAUGCGAGACAACAAAGGAAGAAGCUGUUCUCCGACGUUACCAUGAACCCACUGUACUCGUUCGAGCUGCUGUUCUUCGCGGUGUUUGGCCAGACGACGACGGACCAGACUCGGGUGCAUCGUAACGAUAGUACCAUCCAGCCAGCCUGGACUAAUUACCUGUUUAAAAUAGUGUUCGGAAUCUACAUGUUGGUGUCUGUGGUUGUACUGAUCAAUCUGCUCAUUGCUAUGAUGUCAGACACGUACCAAAGGAUCCAGGCACAAUCAGACAUAGAAUGGAAGUACGGUCUAUCGAAGUUGAUUCGCAACAUGCAUCGUACGAACACUGCCCGUCUCCUCUAAAUCUGGUGACCACGUGGUUGAUGUGGCUCAUCCAUCGUUGCAAGGCCCGAAUAAGCAAAAAGAAGCGACCAAGCUUGGUGCAUAUGAUCGGUUUGCAGAGACAGGAUCAGAUGAGCGCGCGGUCCAAGGCAGGCGCCAAAUGGCUGUCCAAGGUGAAGAGAGGACAGGUUGUACCCAAAGAUUCAACGCGCCUCUCUGUGGUCCACCUCAGUCCUUUGGGCUCCCAGCUAAGCAUCAGCAACACCACAAAGAUCGAGAGCGUGGUUGACUGGGAGAUCAUCGCGAAGAAGUACCGCGCUCUUAUGAGGGACGAGCCGGAGGAACCAGCCAUCAAGAAAAUGAGGAGGAUUCAGCAGACAAUGUCUCCGAGAUCGUCCCCAACAAUAUAUCAGGCGCCCCGCCUUGA
Messenger RNA from Spodoptera littoralis (African cotton leafworm), 1757 nucleotides. Lineage: Eukaryota; Metazoa; Arthropoda; Insecta; Lepidoptera; Noctuidae. The record is from the annotation of a GenBank genome assembly.